This is a messenger RNA of Anopheles marshallii, 7224 nucleotides long. RefSeq lists its product as uncharacterized. NCBI's taxonomy places the organism in Eukaryota, Metazoa, Arthropoda, Insecta, Diptera, Culicidae. The record is from RefSeq and is a predicted model, not a curated record. The coding region runs from base 1 to 7224 and encodes 2407 amino acids. Gene Ontology annotation, cellular component: endoplasmic reticulum exit site; ER to Golgi transport vesicle membrane. Gene Ontology annotation, biological process: Golgi organization; autophagy; COPII vesicle coat assembly. The transcript has 19 exons.
AUGGCGGAACAGUUUUCGGCUUCGACCGCUUUUACGAACAUGAACAACAACACGGACGGAUGGGGUGAUGAUUGGGGCGAUUGGAAUGACAACGCCGCUACGAACGUGGAUACGGCAAUGUCUAAGACAAUUGGUAACGUGCAAGCAACACCGAACGCACCUCCCAAUGCAUACUUCCAACAGCAGCAGCAGCCUCAACAACAUCUCCAAACACAAUAUCAACCACAGCACAUGAAUCCAACCCCAGCAGGAACAACGUAUUUGAACAGUGGAGCAAACCGAAUGGAUCAACACAAUCACAACUAUUUGCCAAACUUUGCGCAAGGUCCUGGUGGAUAUCAGCAGCAGAUGAUGGCGCCUAGUACGGCUAACCAAUAUCCUACCACGAAUUAUGCACCACCACAACCGGCGUAUGGACAGACCAAUAACUUCUUCAACGCACCAUCCUCACACUCGGUUUCUGCAUCACAGCGGCCAUCCUCGCAUCCACCAGCUUCGACAACGCCCCAGCUAGUGCCGACCUUCAGCCAGACCAUUUCCGAUAGCUUCGACACAACGGCGGGCAACAGCUGGAACUGGACCGUGCCGGAACCAUUAAACCAUGCGCAUCCAAGUAUCUCUAAAGUACAGACGGACGAAAGUGUCGCGCCAAAACAAUUACCGCAACAACCUCCAGCACCGCAGCUACAGCAGCAGUAUGAGGACUUCCCGCAACCGGGCCACAUACUUCCAGCAAACGCUCAAAUGCAACGCCUGAAGGCGGAAACACUUUCGCCGCAGUGGUCAAUCGAAAGUCAAGUGUCGUCUGGCGAUCGUUCACUGGAGAGUGAUCCUAGUGGUGAUAAUAGAGGCACAUCCCAGCCCAACACAGGUAUGCCCUCGGACGAGGAUACAUCCUAUGCCACACCUUUUCCACCGUCGUCCGCCGCACCCUCGCUGGAUGGUGUUCCUGACAAGCUGGAUGAAGUUUUGGAAGCUUUAAGCAUUAAACAGGAAGCAAUGGAAAGCGUUGGUGGGCACAGUAACCUCGAAAGCAAUUACCGUGGCGAGCAAACGUUUCCCCCGCCUCCACCUUCAAUCGUCGGAACUGCGUCUGCUGGACCGCUGGUGAAUGAAUCGCUAACGCAUGCCUCUAAAACGUCAUCCACCACACCACCCUUGCCACCACCCCCGAUCGAUAAUCCGACGAUGGCAUCUUUGUCAGCUGGUGGAGGACCACCGCCAUCCAUGUCCGGACCACCUAUGGCCAGUGGACCACCACCGAAAGCAAUGCAAAUUGCCAGCUCGAACCCGUUCAAGCGAACCGGACCACGGUCUCAUACAGCCACACCAGGAUUGGGUGUUGGGGGACCAUCUACUGCGUCGAUCGUACCCCCUUCGAAUGCGUCGAUCGCACCACCUUCGACGAAUGCCGGUGGAACGUUCUUUUAUCAGCAACAGACACAACAUCCCGCUUUACUGCAACCAGCGCCCGUAGAGGAAGUGCACGGUAACAAUAUCGAAACAUUAACACCCGAAAAUCAGGAAAUUCUCGUCGAAACACGCAGCGAGCAAUCGAUGGAAAAUCAAGAAAUUGCUCCCAACAACGAUCGAAAUCAGUACCUCCAAACGGGCCACCUGUCGGAGGAUGGUUACGGAGCAGAGACACCAUCCGCCACUGUUAGCUCGCGUGCUGCUCUUCAAGUGGUCAGUGGAUCUGAGAUGGGUGCUAGUCACGGUGACGCUAACGAUAGUCGUCUUCCUCCGCCGGGUCUGUCUCGAUACGUCCCGGGCCAGAACGAACAGCAACCGGAACCGUUUGUGCAAUCGGCCGUUGGACAAAACUUUCCGGAACCACCACCCGGGCUGGACCGUAUGGUGCCCGGUAUGGAUCUGCAGAACGUGUCGGAUCUUUCGCUCGAGCGUCAGGCAGAUGGUGAGGUAUCGGAUAGUACCCCAGCUCCGGUAAUUAUGCCAACGGUUGCAAUGAGCGCCAGGAACGAUCAUCUGCAUCACCACCAUAAUCAUCACGGUCACCAUCAUCACGACCGGCGUGUCGAUAUGAGCGAUCGUAACCUUUAUCGUGUUCCCGGUGAGGAUGACAAUCACAAUCAUCAUAACCAACAACGGGUAGUACCAGGUGGAGGGUUAGAAAAUGAGCGCCCCGUGCCUGCACCCUCGUCCGUGCCGAGCGCUGGUGCAAUAUCGGCUAUUCCGGGAGCGUCGAGCUCGGCGGGAUUAAUAAACGCUGUAGCGACGCUUGACAUGCCUGAGGAGCAGCGGGAGUUAGUAAUGGACGGUGAAAAUCCGGAUGAUCAACGGGAGGAUUCAUUGGUGGGAGGAAACUCCGUACCGGUAAUGUCUGCGGCCGGUUCCGGUUCAAGCGCUGCCGGUGCUAGUGGUGUACCUAUUGCCCUGGAGACGGAGUCAAAUGUUACUGUCGACACGUCCCGCAUGGAACCGUCGAACACGUCGACAGCGGACGACAGCGAUAAGGGUGGUUUUUACGGACCCGGAACUAGUUCGAAGGGUGCCGGUCGUCGAGAGGACGACAAUCUUCGACGAUCGAACAAAAGCAAAAGUUCGCGCGAUCGUUACGAUACGGAAGAUUCCGAUUACAGCGAACAUGAGCGUCGUCGGCGUGAGCGAGAAACGAGCGUCGGUGUUGCGGGUGGCAGUGGUACGGUAGCUGAUUCCGGCACGCAACGACACGAACGGUCGCGGCGCACCGGUGGAAUGCCGGGUGACCGCGACAAGGAUAAACGAAAGGAUAAUGGACGCGAUCGGGAUCGUGACAGAGACCGGGAACGGGACCGGGAUCGCGAUCGCGAUUAUGACUAUCGCGAUCGUGAUCGUGAGCGAAACAGAUACGACCGCGAUCGUGAACGCUAUGGGCGCAGUAGUAAGUAUGAUCGCGAAAGUCGCUACGAAACCGAUGGUUCAAAGUACGAAACCGAACGAUCGACCCGAUACGAUAAAGAAGACAAACGAUACGGUGGUUCCACGCGCGACGAUUACUACCGAAAGCGAGAAGAGCGAGGACCGGCGGACGAUGCUCGUGGUGCCGGGGGACGAGACCGCGAUCGGGAUACGCUUGAAAGACGACAGAGAAAGGAAAAGGAACGCUCCGAGCGCUACCGGGGUGAUGAACGAAGGAAAGAUGAUCGCUACCGGGAAGGCGAGAAGCGCCGCGAUCGCCACGAUCGACGCUACGAUCCGGAAGAUUAUCGUACGGGUAGCAGAAAUGGAACCGAGCGCGAUCGCACUCGGGACAGCCGCGAAAAGGACGACCGAAAGGAGAAGGAUCGCAAGUACAUGAGCGCAGCCGGCGGAUAUGGUAUGGUAUCUUCCGGUGCUGCCGGUGCUUACGGUGCGUCAAGCGGGUACUACGAUCCGUACAGUUACUACGCCCAACAUCAGCAGUAUUACGAACAGCUGCGACGUACGAAUCCGCAAGCGUACGCCGAAUGGUACCGUACGUAUUACGCGCAAAUGCAGGCGAGCCAGCUGCAGCGCGACUUACUAACGACGGAUGGACGCGAGUCGGUUCACUCCGGUCGCAGCUCAGCAAACGACAAGGAACGGUUUAAUCGGACCACACCGUUUAUGCAUCCGCCCGGUGUGUACAAUCCCGAGGACUACCAUCGCCAUUUCAAUAAUCAAUCCUUACCGUCGGCUGCCGCGACGACCGGUCCGGCCGGUCCGAGUUCGCUGCUCGACCAAAGCUAUCUGACCGACGUGUCUGGUCAGCCGUCGUCACUGCCACCGAUGUUCCACCAUCAUGCGCAUGCCUUCCAGCAUCAAGCGCAACUACACCAGCAGCACCAUCGGGCAAACACAUCGCUGGCAAUGGACCGAACGUAUCAUAGCGAAGCGGGCGGAUACUUUCAACCAAGAAUCGAUCAAAUUGAUGCGUCUGCGAUUAAACCCGAGACCGGAGCAGAACUGACGAUGAUGGAACCAGAGCGCUUAACGCCGCGGAAGUUCCCCGAAAUACAUCCCAUCGUAAGCGUGUCCGCCGGUUUGCUAAUUUCGACCAAAAAUCGUUUGACUAUGAACGGAAUGGCGGAUACGGUUAAAAUAUAUAGUCUAGGAUAUAACGAUGCUAGCAGAAAACUGUUUCAAACUUACCCGGGACCGCUGGUUAAGGGAGUGACUCAUAAAAAGUCAGUCAUCGAAUUCUGCGAGGAACAGCUUCGUCAAGGGCCUCCUUACAGUGGCGCAUUGGCAUUGAUUAAAUCACGCGGCAAUUCGAUCAACAGUCUUCAUUCGUCUUCACUAGCCGCUGGCGUUAACCGUAGCUCCUUUGCGCUGCUGUGGAAUUACAUCAUUCUACUACUAAGACAAAAUGGCACAUUUGUCGGGACAGAUAUCUCGGAGCUGUUGAUGCGAAACAAGGAGGAGUAUCCGUUUGAGUCGAUUCAGCCUAAUGUAACACGUUCUGCUAAUAUAAGUGGACGCAACUCGUCCCUAUCCCAGGCUGCUGCAGAACGGGAAGCGGAUGCCCGACAGGAAGGGGACAGUGAAGAGGCGGGGGAUGCUGCUCAGGAUGGGGAAGGUGCACAGGAAGCGCUGAAAGAUUCACUUGCAGAAGUUGCACCAAAAUCACUGUCGGAGCUAGAGAUCACGGACAAGUUCCGCAGCUAUCUGCUCUACGGAAACAUUAGUGAAGCCCUCGAGUGGGCUACAGAGCAUAAUCUCUGGGGACACGCACUAUUCCUCGCUUCGAAGGUAGACUCGCGGCAGCAUGCAAACGUGAUGAUGAAGUUUGCCAAUAAGCUAACGUUAAACGAUCCGCUCCAAACGUUGUACCAACUGUUGAGUGGGAGAACUCCAGCGUCUGUAACGAGUGUUUUGGAUGAAAAGUGGGGUGACUGGCGACCGCAUUUGGCGAUGCUGAUGUCAAACAGUUCCGCCAAACCGGAACUGAUCAAGAAGUCGAUCACAACGCUUGGCGAUACGCUGCUACAUCGAGGCGACCUGUAUGCUGCACACUUUUGCUACCUCUUGUCCGAUGUGGCCUUUGGUCGAUUUGCCGACGUUAAGCAGGAUGCCGCUGUUGGUAACAAUGGUACCGUCCGGUUGGUGUUACUUGGUGCUGCUCAUCACAAUCGUAGUUUCCGCGAGGUGUCUACCAACGAAUCGAUUAUGAUGACAGAAAUUUACGAGUAUGCGCGAUCCCUGAACGAAGAUCGUUAUUCAAUUGCGGAAUUGCAGCGCUAUAAAUAUCUGCUAGCUUGUCGUAUGCUUGACCAGGGCAUGCAACUAAAAUGUUUGCUGUACAUGGAACAAAUAGCGGACCAAAUACAGUACGAUCCGUACAGUUUCGAUACAGAUUUUGUGCGAAAGGUAUACACGCUUGGUGAUCGAUUGAAGUAUUACGAUCCGGUCAUGGAAAAGGCGCUGGAUGAAUCAGUAAACAACACCGGGCGGGGAAAUAUCUACGCGAACGUGGAAGAUCCACAAUGGUUGAAACGGUUAAACGAUAUACUCCUCAAUGGUUCGCCGAAUGGUGCCUCACAUUACAAUAACGUUAGCGAUGGUCAAGUGACGUAUGAUUACAACAGCUACGGUUAUGCUGCGGAUCAAACACAAGCUGACGGUACCGUGGCCAAAGAACGGCAGCUUUCCGUUCCGGAACCUCCGUACCCAUCGGAAUCGAACGACAUUAACAAGCAGUUUAACGAAAUUAGUCAGCAGCUUGGUCAGCUUAAUUUGCAGUACAGUGAUCAACGCCAAUCGGAGGAACAACAAUAUGCAUCGUCGCAGCCCAAUACCGCUCCGUACGAGUUGAAUCCUGCUAUACCGAAUUACGAUCAGGGUUACGAAUCGAUUAACCAACAAUCGCUGAUCGAUCCAUCGGUCGAACAAACGACCAAGCAGGACGAUUAUAGGCAGCAGCAAUUUCAACACAUCCACCAACAAGUGCAUAUGCAUCAGUUAAAUAGCUAUAUUGAACAGCAACAGCAGGAAUUACAGCAGCAGCAGAAUCAGCAGUCAGCCGGAACAAACUUUUUCACACCAGCUUCAGCGAACAAUGAAACAAUGCCGGCGCAAUACGAUACAGGAUACUGGGGCGCCGCUGGUAACAGUGAGCUACGAUCACAGGAAAAGGCGUGGCAACAACAGCAACAUCAAUUCCAACAGGAUGAGGAGGAACACGAUCUAGACGAGGAGGACGAUGAAGAGCAGAAGGAGUACGAUCGUAGUUCACUGUCGCCUUCACCGGCAAUCGAUGCGAUACGAGAGGAAGUCGCUGGGCGUGAUUGUGGUACAGCGUUCGAUUAUCACCGUACAUCACAACUGCAACGAGAUGCGUGCGUACCGAAACCGACGAUCUCAAUGCCAAAUUCUGUCUCGAAGCGGCCCGGUUUUGGCGAUGAUACCGACGACGAACGGACGGGUGGUCGUGGUGCGGGGCAGGCCGUGAUGUCGGGGAAUAUGGCACCCGGUGGUAAACCACAGCAAACGUCGAAUGUAGUCGCUCAAGCAAAAAAGAGUGGUCCCGCUGCUAAGGAUGGAAAAUCUGCUGCUGGGGCAGCACGUGGUAAUGCUCAAGGAUCUGGAUGGUUCGGUGGUAUAUGGAACAAGUUUUCACUCAAACCGAAAAAUCAGAUGAUACUGCCCGAUGAUAAAAAUCCAAAGAUUGUUUGGGAUGAAGUGACGAAACGUUGGGUAAAUACGGAUGAAAAUGAGGCGGAAACGGAAGCUUACAAACCACCGCCCAAGAUGGCCGAUCUCGUCCCUGCAGGUCCAGCUAUUUCGGGCGGUCCUUCACAAAUAAGUCCUCCGGGUGCUGCUGCAGGACCGUCUGUACCGCAUUCGCCAUUGCCAGAUUCUGGUUCCGCUUAUCAGCAACCAGUGUCCAACGCGAUGGGUGGAAACGAUGGUACUCAAAUCCUGCAAUCGAAUGUUGCGACUGUCAAUGCUGCUGGUCCGGUAGCCGAACCGACGAAAAUACCCACACUGCAGUCCAACAUGUACAAAAUGCAACGCAACCGAACCCUUAAGCGAUCCUACGUUGAUGUAUUCAAUCCAUCUGGUGCGGCCCCAAGCAAACCAACGGAACCGGUACUAGCACCGGCUGUUCCCACGUUGCCUAACGCUCAGGGAAGCUUUUUUGUCCCUGGAGCAGCUCCUAAUACGGACGGAGCAGAACAACAGUCGGAUCAAGCCCCUGAGGGAAUGCCACAGUUUUACAACCCUAAUCAAUUCGCUGCUGGACCCGCUGGUUAUCAGCAGUAA